Molecule: messenger RNA, 801 nt
Organism: Arabidopsis lyrata subsp. lyrata
Lineage: Eukaryota; Viridiplantae; Streptophyta; Magnoliopsida; Brassicales; Brassicaceae
Exons: 1
Coding region: 179-496 (105 amino acids)
Source: RefSeq, a predicted model, not a curated record
AGUUGGCCCUCCAAAUUUAAUAAUGCAAUGCUUCUUUUCUUAUAUAUAGUUAUUUAUAUCUAUGUAUGAUCUCUAUUAUAAACAACCACACUACAAUCUCUUCUUGAACCUAAAGACAACAAGAAGAAAGAAUAAUUUCAUAUAAAUUAAAUUCUCUUGUUUUCACCUUUUAAAUUUAAUGGAUGCAAGGAAGAUUAAGUUUGACGUUAUAUUACUCUCAUUCUUACUUAUCUCCGGAAUUCCUUCCAAUCUUGGGAUGAGUAAGAGUAUGAGAGGCAAUACUAGAUCGGAGUCGGAAGCAUUUCAAGGCGGAAACUUCCCGGGAAUGAAGAUCAGGAAGUUGAUGGCAACAAAUAUGGAAGUUGAUUAUUCAAGUGACUAUUAUGAUGGAGGAUCAUCAUCAUCAUCAUCAACAUCACCAUCACCACCAGUGCCUGAUUAUGAUGAUAUUUAUAGAAGACAAGGUGAUGUCCCAAGCCCUGGUAUUGGCCACUGAUCAUACAUGUCAUGCGUGUAUAUACACAUCCACAUACACAUUUUGUGUUAAAUAUUUAUACAUACAUGUUGUUUAUAUAUGUUUUUGUCCUUGGAGGCUGUCUUCUCCAUAUGAUAAUUUUUAUGUUGCUUUUUCCUUCAUUUUUGAUAUUUUGAUUUUAUUUCAUUCUAUCUUUUAUUUUUUCCAAAAAAACAAGUGUGCCCUUUCCUAUUGAAUUGUCUCAUUUCCUCGUGUUGAUGGGAGCUUCAUGUAUGUAAUACAAGUCGUUAUAUAAAAUAAAACUGCAUCUGUCCGUUGUAAGAAAA